This is a messenger RNA of Letharia columbiana, 567 nucleotides long. RefSeq lists its product as uncharacterized. The transcript has 2 exons. The coding region runs from base 1 to 567 and encodes 188 amino acids. Gene Ontology annotation, molecular function: protein binding. Lineage: Eukaryota; Fungi; Ascomycota; Lecanoromycetes; Lecanorales; Parmeliaceae. The record is from RefSeq and is a predicted model, not a curated record.
AUGAGUGUUGCGAAUGCCGUUUCGGCUCAAAAUUACCGGGCGGACCAGACGGACAGAUGGUCUCGGACGUCUUUGUCCAUCGCCGCCGAAGAAGGGCAAGUUUUUCCAGUCAACCGAGACGACGUCGACGCGAACUCGACGGACUGCGGGCUACGCCAUCGUUUUGGGCCGCUGCAAGGAGGGCACGAAGCUAUGGUAGAGUUGCCGAUGAAUCGCAACAACGUCGACGUGAACCGGACGGGCCUCGGCGGUGAUGCCUCGUUGCAUUCGGCUGCUGCGAGAGGAGGGCACGAAGCUGUAGGAAAGAUGUCGGUAGAUUGGGGCGGUGUCAACGUAGACUCGAAGGGGGUGCGGGGAAACACGCCCUCGUCGGAGGCCGCUCGAGAUGGGCACAAAGAAUCUGUGGAAAUCCUUCUUGAGAGACGGGUUGAUUUGAAUGCGAAAAAGGGUCAGCCGACAGCCGCUCUGUUCAGGGUCUCUGUCCACGGCGACUAUGAGGUAGUGAAGCUAUUACUCCAACUCAGCGCGGGUGCAAAUGCGAUAGACAAAAAAAUCGAACCCCUUUAA